GAAUGCAAUGGUCAGCUAUGACAAUAAUAGUAAAUAGGAUACUAAUCUAUAAUUAACAAUAAACAUUACAUAAUCAAGGUCCCAAGUAGUCAUCUAAGCAAAUGAAUGAAUGGCUGUCACUUAAAUACUACCCAUUAACAACUAUAAACGAUUAUUAAGUUUAAAAUAUAAUUAUUGUUUAUUGUAACCAUGAACCUCUUAUAGUCGGCGGAUAUUGAGAGGACAGAUUGUUUAUCUUGACGACUGAUGGGAUAGACAGGAAGGCAAACUGAAGGGCAUGUCUUUGAUGAUACGUUAUUUUGUAAUUGCUGUUCCUUAAGUUACGUAGCCUGUUGGUCAUUACUGCGCCCAAUACUGUACAUUGUUAUUGUUUUAAGUAUUAUUACCAGAAUAAGGAAUUAUACCAAGAAGAAAAGAUUGUUUAAUUAUUGUAUGUUCAAUCUUAUAGGCUACUCCUAGACCUAACUGGGUAGAGAUUAAACAUACAACCUAUCCUUAAAAGUUGCUCUCAUGACAUAAGCAAACCUUUUCAAGCCAUAAGCAGUGCUCAACCUUCGCUACACCCCCAUCAAACAAAGGUUAAUAACUGAAGGAUUCUGAGAUAAUGUAAACAACAUGGCUGACUUUGGACAAAAGAAAUGCAAUUCUUCUAUAAGUUCGAGAAAGUCAACCCAAAGUCGAAAUGCAAAUACAGACAACCAAAGCCAAACUAAGGAUGAAGUUGACCUAAUAUUUUCUGCUACCUAUGGACAUUUUGAAACAUUGUUAAAGGUACUUGUUAAAGGUAUAUCUCCAUAUAGUAAAGGUUCAAAGGGCCGUUUGCCCUUACAUAAUGCUUGUGUUGGUGGCCAUGAUGAAUGUGUCAAGAUAUUGCUAGAUCACAUGACUGAUAUUGAAGGAACCGACUGUGAUGGAAUGACAGCAACUCAUCUAGCUGGUUUACAUGGAGAAAUGAAGUGUUUGAAGCUUCUGGUUGCAAAAGGUGCUAAUUUAGUAGCCAGGGACAAUAAAGGCAGGCAGGCAGCACAUCUGGCAGCCAUGAGAAAUCAUUCGAAAGUUCUACGUUUUCUGUUAGAUAAAAGUGUAGAUUUGGAUAGUCAGUGUAAUUCUGGAAAGACCCCUUUGCAUUAUGCAGCACAAUAUGGUAGUUUUGAAGCAUUAGUGAGUAUGGUUGAAAGAGAUUGUGAUAUGACAAUUGGGGACAAUGGUGGCUAUUUACCUGCUCAUUAUGCUGCUCACUAUAAUAAAUUAGAUUGUUUAAGAUUUCUAAUAAAACAAGGGACAUCACUAGAAGCAACAAGUACAGAAGGAAAGACACCCGCACAUACUGCAGCAUUAUAUGGUUCAGUAGAUAUUUUACACUGGUUACUAGAGAAAGGUUCAGACCCAAAUACACAAGACAAUUUGGGUAAUACGGCAGGUCAUUAUGCAACUGAAGGUGGUAAGGCCGACUGUUUUAAUUGUUAUCUCCAACAUGGAGGAGUUGUAGACAUACAGAAUUUGAAAGGGGACACGACUUUAGAUAAUGCUCGACGAUUCGGUCAUCCGUUAUUAAUGGAGAAAGCACUUAAAAAUGAAAUAACAUGUCCUGAGUGUUUCCAUCAUUAUCAGAAGAUUGAAUGGGAUAAAACUAACCAACCUACUAUUGUACAGAAGAACAUUACGAACAACAAAAGAACUGCCUAUGUAUCGCCUCUACCACCUAAACAAAAACCAUCCACUCAGUUACAACAAAAUAUGUUAAUACGAGAGACAAAACACCAACAGCAGCAAGCAAAUUUACCAACAAGAGAUUUAGCUGCUCAAUUUUUUGGUCAACAUUUAGAUCCUAAUGAUGUCUUUAAAUUGAACAUCUAAGUUCAGAUCUUGUGAUAGAUUCAUAUUUAUUCAUGGCAGUGCAAAUCUUGAAGGGAUUAAUUAAUUUUUUUUGUUAUCUUAUUUUAUUCCAAUAUAUUGCUAUGAAUUAUUGUGAACAUAUAUAUAGCCUAUUUUUUAUAUAGAUAGCUCAUGUUAUGUUGGCUGUAGGGAACUAUCCCAAUAUGACCAUCAUAAAGCAUAUGAGUUACGUUUUAAAAACCUACGAUACAAUCCCAUUUUGGUAAACAUAAACUUAUGUUAUAUCGAUAUAUUGCAAUACAAUCGUUCGCGAUACACUGUAUCAAUACAUUUUUGUGGUAUCUAUAUAUUUUUCUACUUUUAUUUUAUAUUCAAAUGUUAGCUAGACUGUUUAUAAAAUAAUAAAACAUAAUUUAUAUGGAAAACAAUCACUGAGUUUAUUUCACACUACAUGUACAUUUCAACAAGUUCCUCUUGUGUUCUCAAGUAAAUAAUGACAGUGUAAUGGCAUAUAAAUUUUCUAAAUAAUUUGUGUUUUAUUAUUAUAUAUUCAAUUACUAAAUGUUGUAUAAGGAUUUCAACUGUUUAUAAAGACUUCAUAAUCAAUCAUAUUAUUUAGACUUUGCAGUAUAACCAAUAAGUCUGCAAAGACAAGACCAAAGUUGUAAAAAACAAAUAAAGUGAAAUGUGUAUUCACAUAAUCAGUCAUAUGAUAGUCUUUGUAGUAAACAAAAAGUGUCCAAGACCAAAAUAAAACUAUUCAAAAUAAAA
Patella vulgata (common limpet) is the source of this 2607-nucleotide messenger RNA. Its product is annotated as ankyrin-3. Gene Ontology annotation, molecular function: protein binding. The record is from RefSeq and is a predicted model, not a curated record. NCBI's taxonomy places the organism in Eukaryota, Metazoa, Mollusca, Gastropoda, Patellidae. Bases 616 to 1857 code for a protein of 413 amino acids. The transcript has a single exon.